Messenger RNA from Tinamus guttatus (white-throated tinamou), 804 nucleotides. The record is from RefSeq and is a predicted model, not a curated record. NCBI's taxonomy places the organism in Eukaryota, Metazoa, Chordata, Aves, Tinamiformes, Tinamidae.
AUGGCGGUGGCUCUCGACGCAGUCCUCGCGCGGGUCAAGGAUGUCUGUAAGAGGAACGGCCUGCUCAUCCUCUCGGUGCUGUCGGUCACGGUGGGCUGUCUUCUCGGAUUCUUCCUGAGGACGAGGCGACUCUCACAGCAGGAAAUUAGUUAUUUCCAGUUUCCUGGUGAAUUACUGAUGAGGAUGCUGAAAAUGCUGAUUCUUCCAUUGGUUGUCUCAAGUUUAAUGUCUGGGCUAGCAGCCCUGGAUGCCAAGACUUCUAGUCGCCUAGGAAUCAUAACCAUCACUUACUAUCUGUGGACAACAUUUGUGGCUGUGGUUGUGGGAAUAAUUAUGGUCUCCAUCAUCCAUCCUGGUGGAGCAGCACAGAAGGAGAGCACUGAAGAGGGUGGAAAGCAAAUCAUGAGCUCUGCAGAUGCACUGCUGGACUUAAUCCGGAACAUGUUUCCAGCCAAUCUUGUUGAGGCCACAUUCAAACAGUAUCGCACCAAGACUAUUCCCAUCAUUAAAUCCAGCAAAGCAUCAUCUGAAAGCACCACUCAUCGCAUUAUAAUAUAUGGAGUCCAGGAUGAGAAUGGAUCCAAUGUCCAGAAUUUUGCCUUGGACAUCACUCCCCCUCCUGAAGUGAUUUACAAAUCAGAACCAGGCACUAGUGAUGGCAUGAAUGUGCUAGGGAUUGUGAUAUUCUCUGCAACCAUGGGUAUAAUGCUAGGAAGAAUGGGAAACAGUGGUGUUCCUUUGGUCAGUUUUUGUCAGUGUUUAAAUGAAUCUGUCAUGAAGAUAGUGGCGGUUGCUGUUUGGUAA